AUGGCAUCUACCCAGAAGGGUUCAGUCUAUCAGGUAGCCAAGUCAAGUAGAACUGGGUCCAAGAUAGCAGUUCCAGCACAUAGAGGGACUGAGACUAUUAGCGCCACUCAACGGGGACAUGGGUACAUUAAUUCCUCAAGCCAGCAAAAUGCUGCUGUCUCUCUGAGCCCCAAUCCCCAACGAAGAUCAGAAGCUAUGUAUAACACCACUGCCCACUCAGCAUCUGACUAUCUUCGAUCUCUGUCAAUGCAGUCAGGGCCUCCCUUAUAUACAUCAUACCAGAGGGGGAUGGAGACCCGACAAAGAACAGAUGCACCCCGCCAUUCCUCUCCUCAUCGAAAGAUAUCAGCUUUCCCAACCAUGAAUGCACAACGGAAUGUUAGUCCAAUCAGAGAGGAAGCAAUGCGAAGUGUCGACAACAAGCCAGGUCGUGAUAUUGGCCACCGUAUCUCAUCUCCUGAUGCCAAACCCCCCCGUCGCUUGAGUUUUAUAGAUGAAAAGGAAAGCUUACAAUUACAAAACUUAGAAGAAGAGGACCCACCCUCCAAGGUCCAGAACCCCCAAGGGGUCAGAGUUCCUCGUAGGAUUUCAUCUCAUCCAAAGGAUGAAGCAGUACAAACAGAUCCCGUCCGAAAGAUUUCCAAUAUCAGUGAGGUCAAAUCUCCAAGGAGUGUCUAUACUGGUGGCAGCAGGGUUCCUGCAGACCACCGGGCAGUCCUUAGGCGGACCACUGCCCUAGAGCCAGAAAUGGGUCCUACCAACCCAGUUCUUCCUGAACCAAAAGCCUCCAUCAAAAAUACAAAAUUGGCACCAACCCUCAAACUCUCUGUUCUUAGAGACUUACCUAGUGGAUAUCGAGUUCCUGUACGUUCAGAGGGGGAGCCUCUCCAAAAGCAUUAUGUAUGCACUGAGGCUAAGCCCCCCACAAAGGUUAUAAUACCAUCGGAGGUGGAGGCCAAUGAGAAGUCCCUGAAACGAGACAGUGAGAUUGGCCGCAGGGUCACCAUCUCCCCAGUGGAAUACUCAGUGCAGGCAGCUCACCGUUUGUCAACUCGAGGAGGAGUGUCUGAAGCUCCUCACAAAUCUCCUAUAUACCCAGAACCCUGCUCGAAGCCUUCCAUCCAGGCAGAACUGGAACUGACCCCUCGGCCCUUACCCCCUCGGUCCUUACCUAGGUAUGGGCCUGACUGCUCAUGGUGGGCCUUACUGAAUCGUGAAACUGAAAUGCCCCAAAGCCGGCCAUGCACACCUGAUUUUGAGCCUAAGUCCCCUCCUCCCCUAGACCCCAUAAUAUCCUUUUAUGAAAUGGACUCAAACCUUUUCUGUGAAGACUUAAUGUUCCAGAGAGAAAAACCAUGCACACCACCACCACCGAAGCAGUGUCCAAGCCGGCUAUCAUGGAAGGAAGUCCCUCAUGUCCUCAAGCAUGCCAGCAAACAACUCAUUCAAGGGUUUAAUGCUUUCUUCCUGGAUGUCUCUGAGGAAAUGCAAAAUCGAAUUCUCUGGUGGCUAAAAGAUGAGGAGAUCAAGCGUUUCCUGGAGGACACCACCGAUGAUGCAGAAUUGAGCAAGUUCGUGAAGGAUUUCCCAGGAAGUGAGCAGUGCCACCCACCGGAGGUCAAGACUAGGGUGUGCAGGCCCCAAAUCUCAGAGCCAAGACCCCAGGCUCCAGACCUCUAUGAUGAUGACCAGGAGUUCAGAGCCCCCUCGUGGCCCCAGUCCUCUGACAGCCAGCAGUACAUCUGUGCCCCAGCUCCUCUCAGCCCUUGCAGCAGGCCCCGCAGCCCAUGGGGCAAGCUGGAUCCUUAUGAUUCCUCUGAGGAUGACAAAGAAUAUGUGGGCUUUGCAACCCUCCCCAACCAAGUUCACCGAAAGUCUGUGAAGAAAGGCUUCGACUUUACCCUCAUGGUGGCAGGAGAAUCUGGCCUGGGUAAAUCCACUCUUGUCAAUAGCCUCUUCCUCACUGAUCUAUACCGAGAUCGGAAACUCCUUGGUGCUGAAGAGCGGAUCAUGCAAACUGUGGAAAUUACUAAGCAUGCGGUGGAUAUAGAAGAGAAGGGUGUGAGACUGCGGCUCACCAUUGUGGACACACCAGGUUUUGGGGAUGCAGUCAACAACACAGAGUGCUGGAAACCUGUGGCAGAAUACAUCGACCAGCAGUUCGAGCAGUACUUCCGGGAUGAAAGUGGCCUGAACCGAAAGAACAUCCAAGACAACAGGGUGCACUGCUGCCUGUACUUCAUCUCACCCUUCGGCCACGGGCUCCGGCCAUUGGAUGUUGAGUUCAUGAAGGCCCUGCAUCAGCGGGUCAACAUCGUGCCUAUCUUGGCUAAGGCGGACACACUGACACCUCCAGAAGUGGACCGCAAGAAACGCAAAAUCCGGGAGGAGAUUGAGUACUUUGGAAUCAAGAUCUAUCAGUUUCCUGAUUGUGACUCUGAUGAGGAUGAGGACUUCAAAUUACAGGACCAAGCCCUAAAGGAAAGCAUCCCAUUUGCGGUAAUUGGCAGCAAUACUGUGGUAGAAGCCAGGGGGCGGCGAGUUCGGGGCCGACUUUACCCUUGGGGCAUCGUGGAAGUGGAAAACCCAGGGCACUGCGACUUUGUGAAGCUGAGGACAAUGCUGGUGCGUACCCACAUGCAGGAUCUGAAGGAUGUGACUCGAGAGACACAUUAUGAGAACUACAGGGCACAGUGCAUCCAGAGUAUGACCCGCCUAGUGGUGAAGGAACGAAAUCGCAAGGACAGAUCCAGAAACUGAGAAGCUAAUCCGAGAGAAAGAUGAGGAGCUGCGGCGGAUGCAGGAGAUGCUACACAAAAUCCAAAGACAGAUGAAGGAGACCCAUUAACUGGCUUUUGGACCUGGAUAUUUAAAUCUCUUCUUUCUGCUCACGCCAGCCCCUCCCAGCACCAGCUCUGCUCAGGCCCCUGCAGCUACUGCCACUUCGCCUUAUAUCCCUGCUGACUCCUCAGAGACUCAGAGGAAAUAAAGUUUAAUAAAUCUAUAGGUGGC
Messenger RNA from Dipodomys spectabilis (banner-tailed kangaroo rat), 3012 nucleotides. It is a transcript of the gene Septin4, whose product is annotated as septin 4. Gene Ontology annotation, cellular component: sperm annulus; synaptic vesicle; septin complex. The coding region runs from base 1 to 2760 and encodes 919 amino acids. NCBI's taxonomy places the organism in Eukaryota, Metazoa, Chordata, Mammalia, Rodentia, Heteromyidae. Gene Ontology annotation, biological process: regulation of exocytosis; cytoskeleton-dependent cytokinesis. The transcript is spliced from 15 exons. Gene Ontology annotation, molecular function: GTP binding; molecular adaptor activity; GTPase activity. The record is from RefSeq and is a predicted model, not a curated record.